Sciurus carolinensis (gray squirrel) is the source of this 4169-nucleotide messenger RNA. It is a transcript of the gene Stxbp1, whose product is annotated as syntaxin binding protein 1. Gene Ontology annotation, biological process: intracellular protein transport; vesicle-mediated transport; neurotransmitter secretion. The record is from RefSeq and is a predicted model, not a curated record. Lineage: Eukaryota; Metazoa; Chordata; Mammalia; Rodentia; Sciuridae. Gene Ontology annotation, cellular component: plasma membrane; secretory granule. The coding region runs from base 148 to 1959 and encodes 603 amino acids. Gene Ontology annotation, molecular function: syntaxin binding. The transcript is spliced from 20 exons.
CCCCCGCGCCGAGUCCGCGCGUCAGUCGGUCCCGAGCGCGGCAGCGGGGCGGCGGGCUGCAGCCAGCCGAGCGCGCGGGCCAGGGAGACCGCGGUGUCUGCGGGCGUCGCGGAAGGCGGCUCGGAGCCCAGAGAAUCGCGCAGCGCCAUGGCCCCCAUUGGUCUCAAAGCCGUGGUCGGAGAGAAGAUCAUGCAUGAUGUGAUAAAGAAGGUCAAGAAGAAGGGGGAGUGGAAGGUGCUGGUGGUGGACCAGUUAAGCAUGAGGAUGCUGUCCUCCUGCUGCAAGAUGACGGACAUCAUGACCGAAGGGAUAACAAUUGUGGAAGACAUCAACAAGCGCAGAGAACCGCUCCCCAGCCUGGAGGCUGUGUACCUCAUCACUCCGUCUGAGAAGUCUGUUCACUCUCUCAUCAGUGACUUUAAGGACCCACCAACUGCUAAGUACCGGGCUGCACACGUCUUCUUCACCGACUCUUGCCCAGAUGCCCUGUUUAACGAGCUGGUAAAAUCUCGAGCAGCCAAAGUCAUCAAAACGCUGACAGAAAUCAACAUUGCGUUUCUCCCGUAUGAAUCCCAGGUGUAUUCCCUGGACUCUGCUGACUCCUUCCAGAGCUUCUACAGUCCCCACAAAGCUCAGAUGAAGAAUCCUAUACUAGAGCGUCUGGCAGAGCAGAUCGCAACCCUGUGUGCCACACUGAAGGAGUACCCGGCCGUGCGGUACCGGGGGGAAUACAAGGACAACGCCUUGCUGGCUCAGUUAAUCCAGGACAAACUCGACGCCUAUAAAGCUGAUGACCCAACAAUGGGGGAAGGCCCAGACAAGGCACGCUCCCAGCUGCUGAUCCUGGAUCGGGGCUUUGACCCCAGCUCCCCCGUGCUUCAUGAGUUGACUUUCCAGGCCAUGAGUUACGACCUGCUGCCUAUUGAAAAUGACGUUUACAAGUACGAGACGAGUGGCAUCGGGGAGGCACGGGUGAAGGAAGUGCUUCUGGACGAGGACGAUGACCUGUGGAUAGCGCUGCGCCACAAGCACAUCGCAGAGGUGUCCCAGGAGGUCACCCGGUCUCUGAAAGACUUUUCUUCUAGCAAGAGAAUGAAUACUGGAGAAAAGACCACCAUGCGGGACCUGUCCCAGAUGCUGAAGAAGAUGCCCCAGUACCAGAAAGAGCUCAGCAAGUACUCGACCCACCUGCACCUUGCUGAGGACUGCAUGAAGCACUACCAAGGCACCGUGGACAAGCUCUGCCGGGUAGAGCAGGACCUGGCGAUGGGCACAGACGCUGAGGGGGAGAAGAUCAAGGACCCCAUGAGAGCCAUCGUCCCCAUUCUGUUGGAUGCGAAUGUCAGCACUUACGACAAAAUCCGCAUCAUCCUUCUCUACAUCUUUCUGAAGAAUGGCAUCACCGAGGAGAACCUGAACAAGCUGAUCCAGCACGCCCAGAUCCCCCCCGAGGACAGCGAGAUCAUCACCAACAUGGCCCACCUGGGCGUGCCCAUCGUCACGGAUUCCACGCUGCGCCGCAGGAGCAAGCCCGAGCGGAAGGAGCGCAUCAGUGAGCAGACCUACCAGCUCUCACGAUGGACCCCGAUUAUUAAGGACAUCAUGGAGGACACGAUCGAAGACAAACUUGAUACCAAGCACUACCCGUACAUCUCCACCCGCUCCUCUGCCUCCUUCAGCACCACCGCUGUCAGCGCCCGCUACGGGCACUGGCACAAGAACAAGGCCCCAGGGGAGUACCGCAGCGGCCCCCGACUCAUCAUUUUCAUCCUGGGGGGCGUGAGCCUGAGCGAGAUGCGCUGUGCUUACGAGGUGACCCAGGCCAAUGGCAAGUGGGAGGUGCUGAUCGGUUCUACUCAUAUUCUUACUCCCACCAAAUUUCUCAUGGACCUGAGACACCCCGACUUCAGGGAGUCCUCUAGGGUAUCUUUUGAGGAUCAGGCUCCAACAAUGGAGUGAGAGCCAAAGAAACAAAGAUCCACGCACAUCCUCACCCCACAAAAACUGCUGGACACGCUGAAGAAACUGAAUAAAACAGAAGAAGAAAUAAGCAGUUAGAAAAUAAGCCGCCCCUCCACACCACGCCCCUCCCACCGCUCUGCAGCCCCGAGCGCGAUGCGGGUUACUUUGCUGCCUCCCCAGCCCUGCACGCCCUGGCCGGCACCGCGCUGCGUUGUGUUUAAUGAUGCCCUCCUCCCGUUUGAAAUGAGAAUAACGCAUUGUGUUUUUUAACAAGAUAUCUUAUAUAUGUAUCCUACAAGAAGUUCAUGUGCAAGCUGCAGAAGUUUUGGAACUCUUGAGAAUGAGUGGACUCCUCCCGUCAUUUAUGAGCCCAUGACCUUGUAUAUAGCCACACGCGUCGCGUGCAAACUGCUCGAGAAAGGAAGGCAGAAGCUUGGGUGUUUUUAAAAACGUGAUGUGUUUUGGGUUUUCCUGUUCUUGCUGGGAAUCAUAGCGCUGUCUGUGUUCUUCAGUAUUUUAUACUGAGGAUUAAUCUGUUACCUUCACUACGGCUCCUACCCGCUCAGUGUCUGCUCUCACCCAGGUAAGCUGGGAAGUGACAAUCAGGGGACAGACACCUCACGAGGCUGAGAUGGGACCGACCUCUUUACUUUCCCUCGCAGCUGUGCCCUGGAGGUGCAGCUGCAGGUGGAAGCUUGGAGUCCCCAAAGCCAGGCAGGGUGCCAGCUGGUAUCUUCCACAGUGUGGCAUUGCUUCCCCAAGCCUGUGGUCCCACUGUGUGACCCUGAGGAAGGUCCUUCUCUAGCCUAGGUCACUGCACAGACAAUGAAAAGCAGACCCCUUCCCGGGGUGGAGAAGCAGUUAGGGGACCUGCUGACCAAGCCCCUUCCCUGGGGCAUUGCCCUCACAGCUCCUUUUCCCUAGAAGGAUCACCCUGGUCAAGUCCACGGUCAGGACUGGACUAGAACAGAUGGCUCCUGACAGCUCCCGGGCAGAGGGCCCUUGGCCGUGGAGAAGAGCCCGUGUGGCUGAUGCUGUCCCCACUCCACAAGCACGUCCUCGGUCAUCCUCAGUUUAAGAUACUUUGUAGUUCUUUAUUUUGUGUGGUGUGCAGUCGUAUGUCAUCGUGGUUGUAGGAGAAAAUGAUCGUUUUGUUUGCUGUAUAAAAAUGUAGCUGUGAAGCAGAAGUCAAAGAAGCAGAUGCUGGAAGGGUGCGCCCAUCCUCAGGACCCGGCCGCUCCAGUUCUCGGGAGCGCACACUGUUGUUCUGCUGCUGUUGUCGUGAAAUAUAAUGACAGUGGAAGUCACAAAAAAUGUCCCCUGCCCUGCCCCUGCCACCUCUAGCCUCCCGCAGACCGAGUGUAUAUUACUGUCUCGUGACGUCCUUGCGAAUGUGAUGUGCGCCAGCCCCGCCGCCUUCCUCUGAGACCGCGCUCCUCGCCCGCCCGCCACAGACGCACCGUGGUGUCCUCUCCUGCCGGCUCGGACUCUCCUUUGCACUCAACUUAGCCCCCGGAUCUCCUGUCGCCUUCUCCCCUCGAGAUCCUGUCUCCUUAAGACAGAACCCCAGGACUUGCGCCAUUUGGUUUCUUACACCCGCUUGUUUCCUCCCCUCCCUCCGACCAAGCAACGCUCACGCUUUAGGACCUUGUUUGUCGAACAUGUUGGUUUUCCUUUCUCUGUUAUUUAUAUAAAAAAUAAUUUAUCAAAAGGAUAUUUUAAAAAAAAAGCUAGUCUGUCUUGAAACUUGUUUACCUUGAAAUUAUCAGAAUCUCAGUGUUUGAAAGUAUUGAAGCACAAACGUGUAUCAUCCCUGUACCGUUCUGUACUGAAGCACUUGAGUCUAAUAAAUAAAGACAUCAGCGCCCACUCCUGCUGUCCAGGGCAGCUCCCGGCUGGUUUUACUUUGGGGAGUAGGAGAAAGCCUGGUCCUCAGUGUGUUGGUGCUGGGAGGUGACGGGACCUUUAAGAGGUGGGGCCUGGUGGGAAGUAAUUAGGCAUUGAAAGGGUGCUGUUCCGGGAGGGAAUUGGUGGAGUUCUUGUUCCCCCUCUGUGGACUUUGGCUUCCAUCUUGCCAUGUGAUCACUCUCCCGAGUGUUGCCACCAUUAUGCUAUCAGCCAUGGGGUCCUGACUAGAGCUGAGCCCAUGCCAGUGCCAUGCCCUUGAAUCUCCAAAAUGGUAGCUAAAUAAACCUCUUUUCUUCAUA